Fusarium verticillioides 7600 is the source of this 2004-nucleotide messenger RNA. RefSeq lists its product as hypothetical. The transcript has 3 exons. Lineage: Eukaryota; Fungi; Ascomycota; Sordariomycetes; Hypocreales; Nectriaceae. The record is from RefSeq and is a predicted model, not a curated record. The coding region runs from base 35 to 610 and encodes 191 amino acids.
ACAACCUCUCAACUUCAUCGAGAUAUCCAUCACAAUGUCAACAGAAAGAUCUCCCUUCAAGACCGCGGUCUAUGGCCUGUGGUCGUAUCAAUUUGGCUUCCUCUUGUUCGCAGAAACAUACCAGCUUCUCGUGGACUCACUCUCCUUCCGCCUCCUGUUUCUGCUUCUCCCCUUCACGUUUGAGCUGUUUCUCCUUUUCACCACAGCUUCUCGUAUACCCAAGUUGGCACCAUGGACCAAACGUUUUCACCGGUUCUUCUAUGAGACAAGAGACUGGGCUAUGGUCCUACCAGUCUUGAGCAUCCUCUGGGUCUUUGGCAUUUUAAUGGUAGCCGGCCUCGUCUUCACAGACCUCAUUGGUUCGGGUUACGGGCCAAUCAACAAAACUCUAGUAUUCAUACAAUCAUGGCUUGGGUUUGUUGUUUAUAUAGUUUACAUCGGGGGUGUUGUAAGCUUUAUCCCACUCCCGUUUUGGACAGCUUUUGUUGGUUUCCAGGCUUGUAUGCGGGUGAAGAACCUUAGGAGCCCCGAGGAGGAAGAGACGAUAGGAUUGACGGCCAAGGACGACGACGACGAUUGGAACUACUUUCAAGAUAAUCGGGGUAACUGAGCUGCACUAUAUUUAGCAAGCCCAGAUGUCUUAUUGAAACUUAGUGAAUGGUUCAACACAUAGAUCCAGCCUUGUGUCAGAGCCCGCUGUACCAUGACAGAAUGUAACGGAACUCAUAAUCUUGUACUGCUCACGCAGUCAUACAGCCAGUGCUGGUGUUUUGAGCAGCCCCGAUCGCCGGGAACAACUUAGGCAUGGCUCAUCUGACCGUCAAUGGGGCUAUCAUUUCGUGGGGCAGCACCAUGGUCCUUGGGCUCAAGAGUGUCGGUCUGGGAGUGAGCGAUGGGCUCCUUCUCGUGAUGUUCGAAGAAGUGAUGCUUGCUACCCCUCUCCAAGUCGUCAUCAUCCUGCCCAGGGUUGGCGGUCUGAUACUCGAGCACCUUAAAGAUCUUGUAACAGCCGAAGGCCAGGAAAGAGCCCAUGAAGGGACCAAGGUAGUAGAUCCAAUCAUACCCAUGGAAACCAGCGACAACUGAAGGGCCAAAGGAUCGAGCAGGGUUGAUGGAUGUGCCAGUCCAGUUUGUCAAGCAGAUGUGAGCGAUGAAGACAGAGAUACCAAUGCCGAUGGGGGCAAGAUGUGUGCUGCGGUGCUUCUCAACGGCAAGGAAGUAAACAGUCAAGACAAGUUGGGCAGUGAGGAACAUCUCCAUGAAAACACCCUGAGCAAUGCUUGUACCAUUGCCGAGAGCAUUUGUGACGAGGAGGGGUCCGGGGAUGAGACCGUCAGUAACUCCCGCAGCGGCGAUAGCGGCAACGAGUUGUGUAGGGAUAAUAGCAAGGGCGUGAAGAGGUGGUACAGCACCGACGAGGACCAGACCGAGAGUCACCUAAAGAAGGAAAAACAAUGAGCAUAUCCAGACAUUGACGGCGAGAGCAGUACCAAAAGAGGCAGCAACGUACAUCAAUGAGAAGGGCUCCAAGGGGGCAGUAGAAUUGGUAGGGUUGUUGGUAACGAGGGCAGUCUGGGCACCGAUGAAGGAGAGGAGAAGAAACAUGAAGGUUCCGCAGAAUUCUCCGAGGACGAUGACAAUGGCGUUUCUCACGCGGUUGGGGAUGGGACUGCCUGCUCUGCGAUCCGCUACGGCUUCCUCAGUAGGCAAGCCAGACAUGCCCGAGUUGGCACGAGUGAAUUGAACCAUUGUGACUUGGUUUCAAAGGUGCUUGGUGGUGUCUGUAUGGUAGGGGAAGGGAGAAGAGUAGGACGCUCAGGAAUGGUGACGUGAGAUGGCAACUGAUGCUAAGGGACCUGACAAAGGAGAGUUUCUUCGAUGGCGUAUUCGGGGAUUUUAUAUCAAGGAGAGCAAGAAAGAGAAAGAGCUGGAGGGAAGGACAUAACAUCCCGAGCAAUGAUAUCUUCAAUCGAACCACACCUCAGACCAAACGGUGCAAGUGGC